Molecule: messenger RNA, 2556 nt
Organism: Argentina anserina (silverweed cinquefoil)
Lineage: Eukaryota; Viridiplantae; Streptophyta; Magnoliopsida; Rosales; Rosaceae
Exons: 2
Coding region: 127-2331 (734 amino acids)
Biological process (GO): regulation of post-transcriptional gene silencing
Source: RefSeq, a predicted model, not a curated record
AUCAAAGCAAAGUUGCUUCCUCAGUAGAAGCAUGGGUGGAUAAUGGCAUUAUGUUAUUGGUGCUUGGAUACUUUGAGUUGCGUAAUGAUGAAGACGACAUGCUUCACUUUCACAAAAUUUUGCUAGAUGAGGACAAUUGGUCUCAGCACAUUUGUGACAACUCUAGGAGUCACAAGUUUAUCAUCAAGGUUGCUAUACCAGUUGAUUGGAUUGGAAAUUUCGGCUUCAAGUCGAAAACGAUACUUGUAUCAUCGGUAUUUUACGGUUCUCUUGACUCAGGUUCCUUGGUACUUAUUUGUUCUGAUGGAAACCACAUCUUCAGUGUCACCUCAGCGGGUUCCCUCUUCGUUGGGCAGUAAUGAAACUCCUAUCCUUGAUCAAAAACUCAAUUUUCAGAAGGGGUUUUCUUAUUUUGGAUUAGUCUCUGUCAUUAUCCACAAGAUUUCUAGCUUCUCUUAUGGACUGCAUUGUGCCAGCCUUGUUCCUACAAUUUUAAUUGUUGGUACUACGAGUAUUAUGCAAUGCCUUGACUGUGAUUGGAUGUCUUCCUUUCUCCUACCAUCUACAUCUGACAGUGAUGAUCACAAGUCAACAUUAUUUAUCACAGAUGAUACUGCAGGUAACUUUCAUCUCUCCCAUACUGCAGCUAUAUGUCAGCCAAGGAGGGUUUUAGUUGAUGAAGUUGUUGACUUUGACAAAAGAAAUUCAGACUUGGUCUUUAUGAGAUACUCUUAUGGCCCACUUUCAUCAUAUAAUGGUGUACUAUCUCAGACUACUAUGAACACGUUUUUUCAAUAUGUGGUCAGACAUGUUCAUGCAGAUAUACAUUCCUUAGCAAUGACCUCUUCACUUAGUUCACCAUCCCAUGCACUUGUUCCGAACCUGAAUUUGUUAUCACAUAUGGCUGGUAUCUAUUUAUUCAGACCUCUUUGGGUUACCAUUCUGAGCAAAGACGCCCACUGUAGAAUUUUGCUGAUUAUUUCUGUCAAUGUGCUGCUGCCUUUGUCUCAGAAACAAGGCCCUGAACUUAUCUGUGGUGGUACAAAUUUUGGCGUCCCGAAAGUUGUUAAGUGCCUCAUUCAACAUAUCAGUUGUGCACUUAAUGGGAAUACACAUUUUCAAGCGGCCACAAAUGUCAGAAAAGCGCCGACGACAAUGCUUAUUCCUAAUAGUGAAGUUUUUACUGCAGACAAGAGGUUCUUUGCAUCCUCUCUGCUCCGUGCUGAAGUUCUUUUCCUCAUACCUACUGCAUCAUAUGUACUUACCUUAAAAGGAGGCCCAACAUUAGGUGUACAUGUUCAUAUUUUGAGUUUGGAGUUGGUGCAGCAUGUUUGUCAGAUUGACGUGCUGUUUGGUUGGACCAAGGCCAUUGUUGCAAGUAUUUUUAUUCUAUCGCACUUCAAUGACACCACGGCCUUGUCCAAGGGAAUCACCACCACUUUAAUAGCUCAAUUGUCCACAUUUCUAUCCAUAUGGUUGGUCCAGCCUCAACAUGAACACGAGAAGUGGUCUGCUGCAAUUAUUCUUGCGCUUCUCUCCAGUUACCUACAUGUUACUAAUCACCUGAAAAAGUUUGAGGAUACUACAAGACUUGUUCAAGUUAUGUGUAGUUGCAAGAACACUCUUGCAAAAGGACCCUGGGAAGUUGGCUUGGGGUUUUAUUGCCACGAUCUGCUCCUCAAGGCUGCUACAGUUGUUGCUGCAAGAGAUGAGAAGAAGCUGCUACCUGCUUUUGCUCACGGUUGGUUGUCUAACCUUGCGAUUGUUCUGUAUUGCAAAUUAAGUGAUGUUGCACAGAUACUCUGCUCUCUGUUGGUUAACACAGGUGGCACUAUUAUUCUAUCGGUUGACUUUCCACUACUCUUGACAUCAUAUUUUGGAUGCCUAACAUUGUCGUUGGGUGCUAAAUGGGACAAAACUUCAUUAUAUUGUCUUCCUUGGUCUUGCACUGUUCUAGCUACUCGACUGAUGAUCAUCGGUCGUACUUCUGAUUUUGAGACUGCUUUCAGGAAGAAUCCCGUAUACCUCGACAGAGCUCAAGAUUUACUUCUGCAAUGUGAUUUUGAUACUCCUCCAGCAAAUACGAAGACUGCUACGCAUGAUGGGGAAUCCGGCGGGACUCCACUAGAUGUUGACUUGCUCUUUUGGCCAGAGCAGUGUGUUAUGGCCAUACCAGCAAUCCAGUUACUGACGUUAGUGCAUCAGAUACUCCAGGAUGCCUCUGUCUAUCUCCAGCGGAUCAUGUGCCUGCAUUUCUAUCUUUCCAAGUUCAAUCUAAGAGAGUUGAGUGUAUUGAAGUCUUCUGCUGGUCUCGUUUCCCUAUUACGCUGAAGGCCUGAGGACAUGCCUUAAAUUAAGGGGGGAGGAAUGUUAAGAUCUUUUAGUAGUAAUUACUAAUGUUACCUAUUUUGGGCCUUACAUUUAUGUGGUAACUGGACUCGGGUCGGGUUCUCUUAGUGUCGGGUCUCUAGAGUAUGUUUUGAGCUUGAGUUAUAUAACCAACUUCUAUUAUAAGAAGAAAGCUAUGAAAUGAAUAUCAAACUUGCUCAUUUAUCU